CAACUGAGGGAUGUGGCGUUGCUGUGAACAAGAAUCAGGACUCCAGCAGUAGAGAGAUCCACAGAGCCCGCCGUGAAGCUCCAGAAAAAAUCGUCGACGAUGUUCAAGAAGUGAAGGAAGAUGUUCCACACGAGGCCAGGAGGCUCCUGUGGCAUUCCGAAGACGUCAAUGUCCGAGAGGAUAACCAGAAAAAAUCCCGGACCAAACGUGACCUGUCCUGGCCGAGCAGCAGCCUGGACCGCUGGUCCGACCUCCUGGGCGGCCUGCCCCAACCCGAGGCCGAGGCCGAGGCUCAGCCCGAAGCGGAACCCGACCUCUCCCAAACCCAGGUUCAAGCGGAACCCGGCAUGGAGGAACUCCUUGGGCAAAGUCAACUCCAGGGUCAAAGUCAGAGUCAGAGCGAGAUUGAGGACAUUGGCCAGGCCAUCCAGAUUAUCAACGGCAGCGUAGUUUAUUGUCAGCAGAACUGUGAGAACGGUGGAAGGUGUAGCGGGGUGAACGUGUGCGAAUGCACAAGAGGCUGGACAGGAAGAUACUGUACAGACUACGUAUGUGAAACGCCCUGUGUUCACGGCUCGUGCUCCGGUCCUAACACCUGCUUGUGCGAUGACGGUUACCAGGGAGAAACAUGCGAACAGGCCAUCUGUAACCCAACGUGUGCUAACGGGGAAUGUGUUGCUCCGAACGUGUGUGAGUGUCAGCCAGGGUACGAGGGAGAACACUGUCAGACAGCCAUCUGUCAGUUUUCCUGUGAAAAUGGCGGCUUCUGCUCAGAACCAGACGUGUGCAGCUGUCAGACCGGAUACUCCGGACGUCAGUGCGAAACACCGGUGUGCGACCCCAGCUGUCUGCAUGGAGGGGCGUGUGUUGCUCCGGACACCUGCAACUGUCAGCCCGGCUGGGAGGGGUCGAUCUGUGACACACCCACCUGUGAAUCGGAGUGUCAGAACGGAGGUACUUGUACGGGGCCCGGCCGCUGCACCUGUCCGGAAGCUUUUGGUGGGCCACAGUGUCAAUACGACCUUUACGAGGUUACUCAGGCAUCACCAACCCUAGCGCCUGACCACAGCGGGCGAUUCUGUGGUGCAUUCGGACGUCAGCACUACUUCACGUAUGAUGGGCAUUUCUACACCUUCCCUGGUACCUGCCAGUACCUACUGUCUGGGGACUGUGCUUCCAGUACAUUCCAGGUGUUUGUCCGUAAUGACCCCAACUGCACCGCCUCCUCCCCGCUGUGUAAGCGUGAGGUCAGAGUUCACAUGAUGGGCCUGACAGAUGACCUGAUCCUCCACCAGGGACACAACUACGAGGUCACCAAGGGUGAUGUGACCUUGUCUCUGCCCAGCUCUGAAGAAGGUGUUAAGGUGGAGAAAGUUGGAGACUACGUCCGUGUCAUCCUUGAGCCUGAUUUCGAUGGAAAGCUGGUGAGGGUUGUAGUGUACUGGGAUGGUUUGACAAGUGUGUAUGUCGAAGUUGACGAGGACCUUGCAGGAAACCUUUGUGGUCUAUGUGGCAACUUCAAUGGAAACUCAACAGAUGAAUACAGACUCAGAGAUGGCACUUCCAGCAGCAGCAGAAUCACUUUUGCAAACAGCUGGAAGAUGACAGAUGCCGAGGAACACUGCCCCAACGUGCGUGCAGACACUCCUAGCAGCUGCGCAGCCGCUACACAGCAGCAGCUUCUGGAAAUUUUUGGAAUCUGCAAUGUCCUGAUAGGGAAUGAGGCCUUUGCCUCCUGUCAUGGAGUGGUAAAUGUAAACCCUUACAUUGAAGCCUGUGUAGCAGACUUGUGUAGCUGUGACUAUGCAAACAGGCAGGACUGCCAGUGCGAGGCCCUGACCCAGUACUCCCGAGCCUGUGCUCACCGACGGAUAGAGAUGGACUGGAGGCGCACGGACCUGUGCUACCGUGGUUGCCCUGCCACUAUGGUGUACACAGAGUGUGCCAGCUCUUGCCCUCGAACAUGCAGAAAUUCCCAAGGUGACUAUGACUGUGAUGACCAUUGUGUGGAUGGCUGCUCGUGCCCAGAAGGGACACUGUGGGACGAGGGUUCCCUGCGGUGUGUUGUGGAACAGGAGUGUCCCUGUACCCACCUGGGUGUGGAGUACGCACCUGGAGCAAACAUCCCUGACAACUGCAACCAAGCCUACUGUGUUGCUGGCCACUGGGUGAGGACAAACUCGGAGUGUGAUGCCACCUGUAGUAUCCGUGGGGACCCCCACAUCACCACGUUUGACAAGCGUUCCUACCAGUUUGCUGGGGUGUGCCAGUACAUCGUGGCGAAGGACUUUGUUAACGGGAAGUUCACUCUGCUGGCCGACCAGCAGCCGUGCGGGGAUGACGACACCAGCUCCUGUAUCAGGUCAGUGACCCUGAUUGUUGGGGGAAACACAGCCGGCAGGAUCAAGCUUCACCAGCACGGUGUUCUGUCUGUGGGCCACAGCGACGUCCACAUACAGCUGCCGUAUCACAACGAUGAUGUGAGUGUCCGUCGUCUGUCGUCCCUGUUUGUGGAGGUCACGACCAGCUUUGGGCUGACAGUGCAGUGGGACGGAAAAAGUCGUCUCUACACCACUGUGACCCCCGACCUCAAGGGACAUACUAAAGGCCUGUGCGGUACUUUCAAUGACAACCAAAAUGACGACUUCACCACACGUAGUGGUGUCAUCGUUGCGAACAUUGCCGAGUUUGGAAACUCCUGGAAGGUGUCUGCUGACUGUGAGGAUCAGCCUGUGGUGACCUCUGGCCUUCAGCUGGGACCGUGUGCUAUCAACACACAGAGAGCGGGAUAUGCUAGACAGCAUUGUGGUCUGAUGAAUGGAGGCAGUUUUGAGGCCUGUAACCGCCUGUUGGAACCAGCGGCGUACAUAGCAGCCUGCGAGUACGACGUGUGCCAGUGUCAGGAUGGAGAUGACUGCCUGUGUUCUGCCAUCGCCCACUACGCCAGGGAGUGUGCACAGCUGGGAGCUGUGGUCAACUGGAGGACAGAGGGAAACUGUGUUGAGGAGUGUCCCCAGGUGGGACAGGUGUGGCAGGAGUGUGGCUCCGCCUGUAGCUCCAGCUGUCGGUACCUGUCCGAGCCAGACUCCGGCUGUACCGAGGACUGCGUGGCCGGCUGCAACUGUCCACCUGGCCUGUACCAGUCCGAGAGCGGGGCCUGCGUCCCUCAGGAGGAGUGCCAGUGUUUCUACAAAGGGGAGGUGUAUCAGCCACAGACUUCCUCUGUGCUGGGCAACGAAAUAUGCUUCUGUGAGAGUGGUGUAAUGAGCUGUGAGGAGCGGACGUUCUCAGAGAACAACUGUACUGCUGGGAUGGAGUACUUUGACUGUGAAGGAGCAGCCCCUGGGCAGAUGGGAAAAGCCUGUGAAGAGACGUGUGGAAACAUCGGCAUGGAAUGUCUGGCAGAGCAGUGUGUGUCAGGGUGCCAGUGUCCCCACGGGCUGGUUCGGGAUGGGGAUGAGUGUGUGUUGCCAGAGAACUGUCGCUGUGAGCACAAUGGGCAGAUGCAUGAGCCAGGCCAGACCAUCAGUGUGGACUGCAACUCCUGUACAUGCAGACAAGGUGUCUGGUCCUGCACCACCAAAGACUGUGCAGCUCAGUGUAGCAUGUUUGGGAACUCCCACUACACCACCUUUGAUGGUAACAGCUACCAGUUUGAAGGAACCUGCAAGUAUAUCAUUGCCCAGGAUUAUUGCUACAACCAGACUGGAAGUUUCCGUAUCCACGCAGAGAAGACGGCCUGUAACGGACUGUCGGGUAACGUGUGUGCCCGUAAGGUUACCGUGACCCUCCAGCAGUUACAGAUCCAACUGGAGCACGGCAAGGACGUCCACGUUGGACCCAUCCCGGGAUCGGAGGUUGCCUACACUUCCUACAAGUUCAACAUCUACAGAAGUGGAUUCUUCACCAUUGUUAAGGUGGAGAAUGGUAUUGACCUGUACUGGGACAAUGCCACGCGUCUGUACAUCAAGGCGUGGCCCAACCACCGAGGCCGCUUGUGUGGCAUGUGUGGAAACUUUGAUGGAAACCAAAUCAAUGACUUCAACACGCCCGAGCUGGACAGGGCCACCACAGUCCAGGACUUUGCCAACAGCUGGAAGGCUUCCAGUGUAAGUACUGAUCUCCAUUCAUGUAGGUGCCAGUGUCCCCACGGACUGGUUCGGGAUGGGAAUGAGUGUGUGUUGCCAGAGAACUGUCGCUGUGAGCACAAUGGGCAGAUGCACGAGCCAGGCCAGACCAUCAGUGUGGACUGCAACUCCUGUACAUGCAGACAAGGUGUCUGGUCCUGCACCACCAAAGACUGUGCAGCUCAGUGUAGCAUGUUUGGGAACUCCCACUACACGACCUUUGAUGGUAACAGCUACCAGUUUGAAGGAACCUGCAAGUAUAUCAUUGCCCAGGAUUAUUGCUACAACCAGACUGGAAGUUUCCGUAUCCAUGCAGAGAAGACGGCCUGUAACGGACUGUCGGGUAACGUGUGUGCCCGUAAGGUCACCGUGACUCUCCAGCAGUUACAGAUCCAACUGGAGCACGGCAAGGACGUCCACGUUGGACCCAUCCCGGGAUCGGAGGUUGCCUACACUUCCUACAAGUUCAACAUCUACAGAAGUGGAUUCUUCACCAUUGUUAAGGUGGAGAAUGGUAUUGACCUGUACUGGGACAAUGCCACGCGUCUGUACAUCAAGGCGUGGCCCAACCACCGAGGCCGCUUGUGUGGCAUGUGUGGAAACUUUGAUGGAAACCAAAUCAAUGACUUCAACACGCCCGAGCUGGACAGGGCCACCACAGUCCAGGACUUUGCCAACAGCUGGAAGGCUUCCAGUUCCUGUCCUGAUGUUGAGGCACCGCUAGCUGACUACUGUGCUCUGCACCCACACCGCCAAGCCUGGGCACAUCGACAUUGUAACAUCAUCCUGUCUGACACCUUCCGCCCCUGCCACUACAAGGUGGACCCUGAGCCGUACUACGAGGCCUGUGUGCAGGACUCCUGCAGCUGUGACAGCGGUGGUGACUGUGAGUGUUUCUGUACCGCUGUAGCUGCCUAUGGAGACAAGUGUAACACUCGGGACGUCCACAUCAGGUGGAGGACACACGAACUCUGCCCCACCCAGUGUGAAGACUAUAACUGGGACCCAGAGAAGUGUGAGUGGCACUAUGAUCCCUGUGGAACAUCCUGCCCAGCAACCUGUGAGGACCCCUAUCCAUCCACCUGUGAUCUGCAGUGUAUGGAGGGCUGCCAUCCUAAAUGCCCAAAUGGAACAGUCCUGUACAACGGCAAGUGUAUCCCACCCAUGGACUGCCCUGCCACCACUACAGUACUACCAACCACUACAGCCUUCCUUUCAACAACUGUGUCAACUACACUGCUGCCAACAACAACAACAACGACAGAGUCUAUUGAAACCACUACUUUGGAGGUAACAACAGCAGCUGAGACUACAGUCUCCGAGUCCACCACAGUGUCCGGCACCACCGCGGUCUCUGGCACCACCCCUGGUGGUAGUGGUGGUGGGACCACUACUGCUGCCAAAACAACAGUGGGUACACCAACUGGGUCACCAUCUCCAACAUUCCCGACUACCACGGAAACCACAACUGUUUCCACAACAACACAGAGUACCGCUCCUCCAACAACGGUGUCUACAACUGUUUCCACAACAACACAGAGUACCGCUCCUCCAACAACAGUCUCCUCAACCACUGCUGAGGUGACCACGCCAUGUGAGCACACCGAAGUCUGCUAUUGGACAAGCUGGAUCAACUCUGACAAGCCCAGCAUACAGGGGUCUGGUGACAAUGAGACACUUGCACAUCUCCUGCAAGCUGGGAAUAACAUCUGCAUGCAUCCCAGCAUGAUUGAGUGCCGCACAUCAGCCAUGAACCCUGACAACAUGCGUCUCAUUCCUGUGGAGCAAGUCGACCAGGACGUAACCUGUGAUGUGGACCAAGGCUUCCUCUGCCAGGCAGAACUACAGAACAAUCCUUUCUGCCUUGACUAUGAGGUCCGUUUGUACUGCUGUUCUUGUGGUGGCACAGUACCACCAACAUCCACGCUUUCAACUGUAGUGCCGACAACUACCACUGUUUCCACAACAGCCCAACCCACCACUGCAGAAACCACUACUGUUUCCACCAAGACCCCACCCACUACGACAGAAACCACCACUGUUUCUACUACGGCUUACCCCACCAUUGCAGAAUCCACCACCCCAUGUGAAUACGUCCAAGAGAUGUGUGAAUGGAAGGAGUGGAUGAACAAGGAAUAUCCCAAUCCUAGCAAUCCUAACCAGAAUGAAACCUAUGCCAACUUGAGAGACAGUUAUGACUUCUGUGAAACUCCUAUGGGCAUACAGUGUCAAAUCAGUGGCAUGCCAAUGAAUGUGCCAUUUGAGUCUGUAGCUCAAGAAGGUGUAACCUGUGAUAUGGACAGUGGGCUGUACUGUGAUGCAAGCCAGUUGACUGGCUUCUUUCAAGUCUGCUACGACUAUGAAAUCCGUGUAAAAUGCUGCUGGGAAGAAUGCGUCCCUCCCACCACUGUUUCCACAACAACACUGACAACCACUUCAGAAACAACCACUGCGUAUGUCUCACCCACUACUACAGAAACCACCACUGUUUCCACAGCAGUCCCAACCACUACUACAGAAACCACCACUGUUUCUACUACGACUUACCCCACCACUGCAGAAUCCACCACCCCAUUGACUCCAACUGGUUCUCCAUCACCAACACAGCCACCCACUACAGAAUCCACCACUAUUUCCACAACAGCUCUGCCCACCACUACAGAAUCCACUACUGUUACCACGACAACCCCAACUACCAAACCAACCACAACAGUUUCUACAACAGCUGAGACAGAAUUCACUACACCACCAGGUCCUACAACAACUGAGAUGGAAACCACAGGGCCUACAACAAAAGUUUCGCCCACCACUACAGAAACCACCACUGUUUCCACGACGACCCCACCCACUACUACCCCAACAUCCUGCGGGUAUGUUUGCAACUGGACAGACUGGAUGAACUCCUACAAUCCCAGCACAGAUAUGCAGCUGAAUGAUGUGGAGUCAUUGGAAAACCUUCACAACAGCUUCAGCUUCUGUGAAACACCAAUGGGCAUGGAGUGUCGAUAUGCUGAAAGCCCUGACCUGGACUUCAAUUUGUAUCAUCAGCCUGGGGUGACAUGUGAUGUGGGCUCUGGCUUGUUGUGUGAAUCCAGCAUGACUAGUGAAGGGGUCUGCAUGGACUAUGAGGUGAGGGUCCAGCGUUGCCAUGUGCCUGACUCAUGCAAAACAACAACCCAGCCAACCACUGCAGAAACUACCACUGUUUCCUCAACAGCUCUGCCUACCACACCAACAACGACAGUUACUACAACAACCCAGACUACCACAGAGACAACUUCAAGUACAACAGUUAUGACUCCAACUGGUUCUCCAUCACCAACCCAGCCACCCACUACAGAAUCCACCACUAUUUCCACAACAGCUCUGCCCACCACUACAGAAUCCACCACUGUUUCCACAACAACUCCUACUACCAAACCAACCACAACUGUUACUACAACAGCUGAGACAGAAUUCACAACAUUACCGGGUCCUACAACAACUGAGAUGGAAACCACAGGGCCUACAACAAAAGUUCCGCCUACCACUACAGAAACCACCACUGUUUCUACAACAGCUCCGCCUACCACAACAGAAACCACCACUGUUUCCACGACGGCCCCACCCACUACUACAGAAACCACCACUGCUGCAGUGUCCGGCACCACCCCUGGUGGUGGUGGUAGUGGUGGGGAGACCACUACUGCUGCCAAAACAACAUCCCUGCCAACUACUACAGAAACCACCACCGUUUCCAUGACGACCCCACCCACCACUACCCCAACAUCCUGUGGGUAUGUUUGCAACUGGACAGACUGGAUGAACUCCUACAAUCCCAGCACAGAUAUGCAGCUGAAUGAUGUGGAGUCAUUGGAAAACCUUCACAACAGCUUCAGCUUCUGUGAAACACCAAUGGGCAUGGAGUGUCGAUAUGCUGCAAACCCUGACCUGGACUUCAAUUUGUAUCAUCAGCCUGGGGUGACAUGUGAUGUGGGCUCUGGCUUGUUGUGUGAAUCCAGCAUGACUAGUGAAGGAGCCUGCAUGGACUAUGAGGUGAGGGUCCAGUGUUGCCAUGUGCCUGACUCGUGCAAAACAACAACCCAGCCAACCACUGCAGAAACUACCACUGUUUCUACAACAACCCCGACUACCACACCAACCACAACAGCUGAGACAGAAUUCACUACACCACCUGGUCCUACAACAACUGAGAUGGAAACCACAGGGCCUACAACAAAAGUCCCACCCAUCACAACAGAAUCCACCACUGUUUCCACGACAACCCGGCCCACUACUACAGAAUCCACCACUGUCUCUACAACAGCUCCGCCUACUACUACAGAAUCCACCACUGCGUAUGUUCCACCCACCACUACAGAAUCCACCACUGUUUCCAUGACGACCCCACCCACCACUACCCCAACAUCCUGCGGGUAUGUUUGCAACUGGACAGACUGGAUGAACUCCUACAAUCCCAGCACGGAUAUGCAGCUGAAUGAUGUGGAGUCAUUGGAAAACCUUCACAACAGCUUCAGCUUCUGUGGAACACCAAUGGGCAUGGAGUGUCGAUAUGCUGAAAACCCUGACCUGGACUUCAAUUUGUAUCAUCAGCCUGGGGUGACAUGUGAUGUGGGCUCUGGCUUGUUGUGUGAAUCCAGCAUGACUAGUGAACGGGCCUGCAUGGACUAUGAGGUGAGGGUCCAGUGUUGCCAUGUGCCUGACUCAUGCAAAACAACAACCCAGCCAACCACUGCAGAAACUACCACUGUUUCUACAACAACCCCAACUACCACACCAACCACAACAGUUAGUACAACAGCUGAGACAGAAUUCACUACACCACCGGGUCCUACAACAACUGAGAUGGAAACCACAGGGCCUACAACAAAAGUUCCGCCCACCACUACAGAAACCACCACUGUUUCUACAACAACCCGGCCCACUACUACAGAAUCCACCACUGUUUCCACGACAGUACCAUCCACUGCAGAGGCGACUACUUCUGUAUCAACCAAAGGUACCACAUCUAUUGCGACUCCUACAGGCUCUCCAUCACCACAUGAAACAACCAUUGUUUUCACAACCCCAAUAACCAGCACACAUUCCACAUCAAUGCCUCCACCAACUACAACUACCCAACCUACAACUGCUCAGCCUUCCACGACCAGGUUGGAAACAACACGCCCAACAACAGCUGAGACAGAAUUCACAACACCACCAGGUCCUACAACAACUGAGAUGGAAACCACAGGGCCUACAACAAAAGUCCCACCCAUCACAACAGAAACCACCACUGUUUCUACAACAACCCGGCCCACUACUACAGAAUCCACCACUGUUUCUACAACAGCUCUGCCCACCACUACAGAAUCCACCACUGUUUCCACGACAACCCCACCACCCACCACUACCCCAACAUCCUGCGGGUAUGUUUGCAACUGGACAGACUGGAUGAACUCCUACAAUCCCAGCACAGAUAUGCAGCUGAAUGAUGUGGAGUCAUUGGAAAACCUUCACAACAGCUUCAGCUUCUGUGAAAGACCAAUGGGCAUUGAGUGUCGAUAUGCUGCAAACCCUGACCUGGACUUCAAUGAGCAUCAUCAGCCUGGGGUGACAUGUGACGUGGGCUCUGGCUUGUUGUGUGAAUCCAGCAUGACUAGUGAACGGGUCUGCAUGGACUAUGAGGUGAGGGUCCAGUGUUGCCAUGUGCCUGACACAUGCAAAACAACAGAGCAAACAACAACAGCAACCCCAACCACCACUGUGACAACAGAGAAACCAACAACAACAAUAAUCCCAACCACCUCUGUGACAACAGAGAAACCAACAACCUCAAUCGCCACAACUACAGAGAGCAUCACAACGAUUUCAACAACAUCCAUUGAGACCACCACUGAGUACUGCCAGGAAACAUGUGUUUGGUCAGAGUGGAUGAACUCAGACUACCCUGGCGUUGGUGUUCCUAAUGACAAUGAGACCUAUGCCCAUCUGCGGGAAAGUUCCCUGGAUUUCUGUCAGCAGCCAGAUGACAUAGAAUGCCGUCUAGACAUUGCACCAAAUGCAGACUUCAGUGUUGCCAAACAAAGUGGGGUGGAGUGUGAUGUCAACAAUGGUCUCCUGUGCCUGUCCAAACUUCUACCAAGGACUGCUCCAGCCUGUUAUGACUAUGCCAUACGAGUGAAGUGCUGUUCUGUGCCAGCCUACUGCACAACGAUGGGUCCUACAGGAUCGCCUUCGCCAACUAUCCCCACAACACAAGAAACCACUACUACAGGAACCACCACCAUUUCCACAACAGCCCCACCCACUACUGCGGAAACCAUCACCGUUUCCACGACGACCCCACCCACUACUACAGAAACCACCACUGUUUCCACAACGGCCCCGCCCACCACUACAGAAUCCACCACUGUUUCCACGACGGCCAAGUCCACUACUACACCCUUCAUCCCCCCGAGUACCACCGAGUGUCCAGACUUCUGUGUCGACAUGGCUGGCAAGAUAAUACCGGUUGGUGACACUUGGUAUGAACCAGGGGACCAAUGCCAACGAUCAUUGUUCGUAUGCAACCCAUGUGGCCAGAUUUCCGUUGACCCUCGCAGAUGUGAUGUGGUUGAGCCACCCAGCUGUGCCAAUGGACUGCAGCCUAUUGAUGUGGGGGAGUGCUGUCCAGAGUACCAGUGUCCAUGUGAGUGCAAGGGAUAUGGGGACCCUCACUACUUCACUUUCGAUGGAGAGUACUUCUACUUCCAGGGAGAGGGCGAGUUCAUUUUGGCUAGAGACACCAACGUUCCACAUGACUUUGAGGUCCGGGGUUACAAUGUUCAGUGCACUGUUGCACCCAUCACGACCUGCACUAAGGAGAUCAAGGUCAUCUACAAUGGAAAUACCAUAGAACUGAAGACUGGACAUCAGGUGCUUGUGAAUGGAUCACAGUGGUCCCUACCAUUCAAGGUCGGUGGUUGUAAGGUGACUCAAAUGGGCUUCCCACUGAAGCUGGAGAUUGAGUCCCUGCAUGUGACGGUGGUGUAUGACUGGUUGAGCAGCGGUUUCUACAUCAGUGUGCCUCCAUCCAUGUACUCAGACAAAACUGAGGGACUGUGUGGUCCAUGUAACAACAACAAAACAGACGACUGCAAGGACAGAGAGGGUAACAUCAUGAACGACUACAACAACUGCUCUUGCGACUGGAAGGUGGAAACACCCGGCAGCCCGUCCAACAGCUGCAUUCCUGAACCCAAGCCCACCACCCCCACACCUUGUGACCAGACCCCAUGCGAAGUCCUCUCAGACCCAGAAGGUCCGUUUGGCGCCUGCCACGACGUUGUGGACUACGAAUUCUUCUAUCAGUCCUGUCGCUAUGACACGGGAGCCUGUUACAGCGAGUGUCAGUCCCUGGGAGCGUACGCCUACGUGUGCCAGCGUAUGGGUGUCUGUGUGGACUGGAGAGGGAGGGGCAACAACUGCUCUUAUGAAUGUGAGGAGGGUAAGGUGUACAAGGCCUGCAGCUGUGUGAAGACUUGUGAGAACAUGGACGUCUUCAAUGCCUCGCAGUGUUCCUUGGCAUACAUGGAAACAGAAGGCUGCUUCUGUCCUGAAGACAUGGUUCUCCAUACAUCCUCAGAAGAGUGCAUUUCAGAAGAUACAUGCAAUGGCUGUGAGGAUGAGAAUGGCAUGCCUCAUGCCAUCGGCGACACCUGGAUCCCCCACGAGGGCAGCUGCGAGGAGUGCACCUGUACAGGAUACAGGAAGACGGAGUAACCUCGGGUCUGCCCCACCGACCAGACCAUCCCCAAGUGUGGUGUGUGCGAGUCUCAGAGGAUGGUGGAAGGGUCUGACCCCUGCUGCCCCACCUAUGAGUGCGUGUGUGAUCUGAACCGUGUGGACUGCCCCGAGGUUGUCAUCCCUACGUGCGAACAGUACCAGUACGUCCACCACACCAACCCCGGCGAGUGUAGGCCUGAGUACGAGUGCCGCUGCAACUCUUCUCAGUGUCCCACUGCGCCAGCGUGUGAACAUCCCAAAGUCCUGGACAUGUCUGAGGGAGAGUGCUGUCUGGAGUAUGAGUGUGUGUGUGACGUCUGUCCGACACCCCCCACUCCAUACUGUUCUGCUGAGGAGGGUUACAUCCUUGUGAGCAGUGAGGAUGUCUGUGGGUGUGUGAACGAGUCCUGUGUGUGUCGUGAGAACACCUGUUCCCCUGCACCUGAAUGUCCACCCAACAAGCACCUGGUUACCGUGGAAACCAGCUGCUGCCCUCACUACAACUGCAGCUGUAACACCUGCCCAACCCGGCCAACACCUAGCUGUUCUGUCGGAGAGGUGCCAGGUUACGUGAUCCACGAGACCGAGGACGACUGCGGCUGUGUGAACAGCAGCUGCAUCUGUGACCGCAGCACGUGUCCUGCACCACCCACCUGCGGUGACAACAAGAACCUGGUUACCAUUGAGACUGAGUGCUGCCCAGAGUACAGAUGUGAGUGUAAGGAGUGUCCUGAAGACGACACACGCUGCAGGUUUGGUGAGAUCCAGACAAUCUUUAUGGACGAGUGUUGCAGGCACACCAACUGUACCCCAGAGCCGGUCUGUGUGUACCAGAACACCACCCACCAGCCUGGUACCAGCUGGACUGAUCCCAAUGACGACUGUGUUCAGUGUCAGUGUCUGGAGGAGAUUGAUCCGGAAACAGGGUUCCACAGGGUCUCCUGUGAUGACUACUCCUCACAUUGUGAAGUCAGCUGCCCAGCAUGCCACACCUACCAGGAGCGCAGUGGAGAGUGCUGUGGAGAAUGUGUGAAGACUUCUUGCUGUGUCCUGGAUGGGGAAGAUCUUAUGGAGUAUCCAGCUGGCUCCCAUUGGACUUCUCCCGAAAACAGCUGUUCGCGAUGUUCCUGUUCGGAGAUAGGGGUGGAACAUUGUUCUACAAUCAGCUGUCCACCAGUCCCUACCUGCCCAACUGGUAUGGAAAUGAAAAACACAUCAUCCGCUGAUGGCUGCUGCACAUUCUAUGAGUGUGUGCCAAUGGGCCAGACUACAUGCAGCUUGUACACCAAAGUCGACUAUCUCCAUGUGGAUGACUGUGUGAGUCUGCAGCCCGUCAAUAUCACAUCAUGUGCAGGGCGCUGUGCCUCCAGUUCCAUGUAUGAAGGUGUGGACCUGAAGCACACCUGUGAGUGCUGCCAUGAGGUGUCCAUGGCCGAGGUCUCCGUGCCGAUGGAAUGUGAGGGGACUACAACCUCCUCCAUGUCCUACACCUACCGACAGAUCACGGCUUGCGAUUGUGACACCACGGAGUGUGAGGUGCCGACUGCCCAGCCCUAGCCCAACACACAUCAUGUACCAACACGUCAUAGCUGCAGACUCAUCAUGUGACUGUCACAUGGCCGUUACAUGAGUAUCACAUGGCAGUCACAUGACCAUUCUGUGACUUUGACUAAAGAGAUUGAUAUCACGUGGACAAGAUAAGAUUUAAAUACUAAAUCCCUUAACUUUGCUGAAAAGAUGUUUGAUGAAAUAACAGAAAAAGAAAACAUAGGCAAGCAAACAAAUAAAAGGGGAGAGAAUUCGACUUCAAUCUUGCAAGAUUUGUAGGUCCUAAUUAUACAGCUAAUUCAGCAAAGUUAAAGUGGUUGAAGCAGGCAGCAUUUCUGCGGAACUAUGCAAUAUUGUCUCCUGUGGCUCUGUGGGAGACAAUGUCAGUGGCAUGGGACAGGUGGGGUGGGCUGUACCAUUAGAUGAAGGGUAGGUUCAACAUGGGACUUACCUCCCACAGAGUCACUUGUCUUGUAGAACUGUGCUAUCUCCUUUUUCCAAACAUCUGUAUAAUUCUAGAGAUAUAUAAGGAUAUCCUCUAUUUUUGUCUGAUAGUGCUAUAUUAUACAGGAUGAUGAAUAUGCUCAGGAGACCCAAGGGUCACGUAGCCAAAAUAGUAGUUUUAAUGAUGAUUAAGUUAGUCCUGUCAGGCAAGGCUUGAGCUGUGACUUAUCUGACAGAUUAGAACCACCUUCUUUAGAGCCUUUUGACUUUUAGCCAUGACUUAAACACUGGCUCUGUUGCCAUCAAUCAAUGUAAACAAGAGUAAGGAGUAGGUUUGAAUUUGUACCACCUGGAUUGGAAAAUAACAAGAUUCUAUUUUGGCAACUGACAAUGUAUUUGUCAUGGACAGUAGAAUAGGAUGAUACAAUAUUUUGAAGGUGACCUGUUAAAGCUUUAUUGGACAACAAAGAAUAUCAGAAUGCGACUUGCAACAAUUGACAGCUUUUAAAGAUGCAGAGGCAAUAGAAUAAUGUUAAAUUUCUGUUUGGAACAUUUUUUGCAGUAAGGCCAUGUUGAUUUGAUUAUAUGGAUGACAUCCGCGCGCACAUGAAUUUUCGGCCGUUUCCC
Branchiostoma belcheri (Belcher's lancelet) is the source of this 14492-nucleotide messenger RNA. RefSeq names its product mucin-5AC-like. The record is from RefSeq and is a predicted model, not a curated record. Gene Ontology annotation, cellular component: extracellular matrix. Lineage: Eukaryota; Metazoa; Chordata; Leptocardii; Amphioxiformes; Branchiostomatidae. Gene Ontology annotation, molecular function: protein binding.